Linderina pennispora is the source of this 1232-nucleotide messenger RNA. Its product is annotated as oxidoreductase. Gene Ontology annotation, cellular component: endoplasmic reticulum membrane. NCBI's taxonomy places the organism in Eukaryota, Fungi, Kickxellomycota, Kickxellomycetes, Kickxellales, Kickxellaceae. Gene Ontology annotation, molecular function: 3-dehydrosphinganine reductase activity. The transcript has a single exon. Gene Ontology annotation, biological process: sphingolipid biosynthetic process. Bases 102 to 1106 code for a protein of 334 amino acids. The record is from RefSeq and is a predicted model, not a curated record.
AUGCGGUUGAAAAAUGGCCAGCAGGGAAUCUGUUCCUGGCCUGCCUGCGCUUCUUUUGUUUUCACUAUCCGCUCCUUUUCUAAAAUAUUUCGAGCUUGUGAAUGAUGGACGAUUGGAAAGUAGCGCUUAUCACUAUUGGCAGCAUUCUGGGCGGGGUCCUGGUGUCAGGGAUUAUCUCUGAGCUGUACCUGCGCGUCAAUGCGGCGAAAUUCAACGUCAAGGGCAAGCACUGCUACGUGACGGGCGGCAGCCAGGGCCUGGGCAAGUCCAUUGCCGAGGAUCUUGCGCGGCAGGGGGCACAUGUCACGAUUGUCGCACGCCGCGAGGCGGUGCUGAAGGAGGCGCUGGAGGAAAUCAAAAAGCACGCUGGCGACAAGGACCAGAAGUUUGCCUAUGUGUGCGCCGACGUAGCCAGCAAGGAUGACGUGGAGCGCGCGGUGGGGGAGGCGGUGAAGAAGCAGGGCAAAGAGAUCGAGUAUGCGUUUCUGUCGGCAGGUGUGUCGAACCCCGGGUUCUUUGUCGAGCAGAGCGCCGACGUGCUGGAGCAGACGAUGAAGGUGAACUACUUUGGCACUCUGUUCAGCGCCCAUGCGAUUGCGCGUCGCAUGGUCAAGGAGAAGAUUGCCGGUGGGCACAUAGUCAUGGUGAGCUCGACGCUGGGCAUGUUUGGGCUUAUUGGGUACGCUGGAUACUGCGGGUCCAAGUUUGCUGUGCGCGGGCUGGCGGAGGCGCUGCGCGUCGAGCUGCAGAUGCACAAGAUCAACGUGCACUGCUACUUCCCGGGCACCAUCUUCACGCCUGGGUACGAGACCGAGAACCUGACCAAGCCCAAGAUCACAAAGGACAUUGAGGGCGCCGACGAUGGCCUGACGCCCGAGCAGUGCGCCAGAGGCAUGUUCAAGGGGCUGAGACGCGGCGAGUGCGCGAUCACCACCGACCCGAUCUCGCUGCUGUUCCGCUGCAACACGCGUGGUGCGAUGCCCACCAACAACUAUGUCAUCGACACGGUUGUGGCUGCCAUCGGCUGGGUUGCGUUCCCGCCCUGGCGCUGGUAUGUCGACUACAUGGUCAAGUCGUUUCGCCACGAGAAACCAAAGGUCGAGUAGCAGCGACUCGCCAGUACGCUAGCCUUUUUGUUUAUUUCAAGCAUAAAUGCAGAGUCUACAUGAUCUCCCUGACGGUCAUCUUGCCGCGGAUGCGCUCCAUGACCUUGCGGUCAAAGACACAGUUGG